Paramecium pentaurelia is the source of this 598-nucleotide messenger RNA. The record is from the annotation of a GenBank genome assembly. Lineage: Eukaryota; Ciliophora; Oligohymenophorea; Peniculida; Parameciidae.
UUAUGAAUUUAGAUUAUACUAAAAUAUAAGACAAUGUAAAUAAAUAUAGAUAUGGUGUCAAAAUAGGUAAUUAUAAUGAAGAAACUUUUGGUAUGGAUAUAAAACAAGUAAUAAAAAAAUAUCUAUUAUUGAAAUAGAAUACUCAUAAAAUUCCUAAUAGCACUAUGAAAGAUAGUUUUGGUUUGUAAAACACACUACUAAACAUGCCUUAACAAAAAUAAACUGAAGCUGAAAAAGAAUAUUAUGAAUAAACUACUUUUAAUCAUAAAGGUUUACAAAAUCAUUUAUUGUUAGGACAUGGCUAAUUAUCAAAUGUAUUGAUAAAAUUAUAUAAGAAUAGUUUGAAAAUAGAUAACUAACCUCUACUUAUGAUUUAUCAUACAAUUAAUAAGUUAAACCAUAAAUAUAAAUAUACUCAAAAUAUGAACCAAAUAAGACAUAGUUUUACUAGAAGUCAAAAUAGGAAGAAGUAGCUGAUAAAGUACAACAAAUUGUACCUGAUAUUAAAUAGACUACUAAUUAAUAAAGAUUAGUUAAAAAAAAAGAAUUCACUAAUACUUUUAAUGAUAAUUAUAAAAAAAUUCCUUUAAGAAAAUGA